AUGUCAGCAUCUAUCCUGUACACGGCCGUGAUUCGGGGCAAAGUGGCGCUGCCGUGCGACAUCACUCCGCCGUCCGCGGACGACACGGUGGCGCUGGUGCUGUGGUACAAGGACGAAGGCCCCGCGCCCAUCUACACUCUGGACGCCCGGCGCGGUCACGUGGACCAGGCGCGCCAAUCGGCCGUGAGCGAGCUGGGCGCCCGAGCGUACUUCAACAUGAUGAACCGACCCGCCUUCCUGCAGCUCGAUCCCGUCGAGGAAGAAGACGCCGGGGAGUAUCGCUGUCGCGUCGACUUCCGCAAGGCACGCUCAGUGAACACCGUCAUCAACCUCAAGGUCAUCGUGCCUCCUGGCGAUCCUGUUAUCUUGGAUGAAGAUGGAAAACAGCUGCAAGGCCUGGUGGGGCCGUACAACGAAGGAGACCCGCUCACGCUGACGUGCCAAGUGGAAGUUGGUAAACCUCGGCCGGCCGUUACCUGGUGGAAGGACUACGCACAACUGGACGAGUCGUACUUCUUCUCCCCGGACGGCUCACUGGUCAAGAACAAGCUCGAAGUGGCGGCCAUCACGCGCAACGACCUACUGGCCACGUUCACGUGCCAGGCGGCCAACAACAACAUCACCAUACCAGCCUCGGUCUCCAUCACGCUCGACCUGAACUUGAAGCCACUGGACGUCACAAUUCAGCCCCCCGAGCGUCCCCUGUCGGCCAACAAGGAGGUAGAGCUCGUGUGCUCGUCCAGUGGCUCGCGGCCUCCAGCCACGCUCACUUGGUGGAAGGGCGGCCAGCAGGUCCGCUCCGCAAGGGACUCCGAGGACACCGCCGGCGGUGCCGGAGGAGGAGGGGGUCUCAGCGCCAGCACUUCAGUCUUGCUGUUCACGCCAACGGUGGACGACAACAACCGCAUCCUGUCGUGCCGAGCCGAGAACAAGGCCAUACCCGGAAGCGCGCUCGAGGAAGGCUGGAAGCUCGAAGUCUACUAUACGCCGAUGGUGACGCUCCAGUUGAGCGGUAAGCUGAAGGACUCCGAGAUCCAGGAAGGCCGGGAAGUAUACCUGGACUGCAAGAUCGUGGCCAAUCCGUACACGACGGACAUCACCUGGCUGUUCGAGGGUCGCGAGCUCUCCGCCAACGCUUCGGCGGGCGUCAUAGUCAGCACCCAAACGCUCGUGCUUCAACGUGUGCAAAGGGCUCAGCGGGGGAGGUACGCCUGCGCCGCCACCAAUAAGGAAGGACGUGGUGUCAGCAACGACCUCUACCUGCGGGUCAAAUACGCACCUGUGUGCAAGACGCACCAGAAAUGGGUGUACGGAGCCUCCAAGCAAGAGACGGUGUCCGUGCGCUGCGAGCUGGACGCCGACCCCACCGAGACACAAUUUCGGUGGGUGUUCAACAGCUCGUCGUCCGGUCGGCGCAGAGACCUGGCGCCGCGGGACGUUUCUUCGAGUGGUCCCCGCAGCACACUGGCGUUUGCUGUGCGCUCGGACGAAGACUACGGGACGCUUCUCUGUUGGGGCACGAACUCCGUCGGCAUACAGCGAGACCCCUGCGCCUUCUCGAUCGUGCCCGCUGGGCCUCCGGACUCGGUAAUCAACUGUUCGCAAGUGAACGCCACCGAGGACGGCAUGUCCCUGGAGUGCAUAGAGGGCCCCUGGGAUGGCGGCAUGGCGCCACCCGUCUUCAUCGCCGAGCUGUACGACGCCGACUCGGGCACCAUGCGCGCCAACAUCACGAACCCACCCGGUGCGGGAGCGGCGUUUCUGGUGCGAGGCCUGCCAGGGGGCGCCACCUUCCGCGUGCUCGUGUACGCCGCCAACGGGAAAGGUCGCAGCGCCCCCUAUGUGCUCAUGGCCCACACGCUCAGGCCAGCGGAGAAGUUCACCGGUGUUCAAGGGAUGAUCGUUAUUAGGCCAUUUUUAGGAGUUCUCAUUGGCGUCGUCAUCGCUUUGGUCAUAGCCGCUGUCGUAGUCAUCAUCUUUAUACGGUGCAAGAAGCACGGAAGAAGCAAAGGGGCUGAGAAAGAGCAGAUGGAGGACAAGUCUAUGACCUUGCUGAAGAAAGACCCAGAUGAGUCCGUCGACUUGGAAGAAAAAGGUCCUGACAUAAUUCCUGCGACUACGGUUUUCUCUGGCUACGAUGCGGCUCACGAGAAAAUGGUUGCCCUGGCAUCGGGAAUGGACGCCUACACUGCCCAACUGCCACUGAAGGAAAGUCUAGAAAGCUUAGGAAACCAUAGAACAGCUUCGCCGAAGAAGACUGGGAAGUUGAAAAGCCAUAGCUAG
Rhipicephalus microplus (southern cattle tick) is the source of this 2283-nucleotide messenger RNA. Its product is annotated as protein turtle. The record is from RefSeq and is a predicted model, not a curated record. Lineage: Eukaryota; Metazoa; Arthropoda; Arachnida; Ixodida; Ixodidae. Gene Ontology annotation, molecular function: protein binding.